Molecule: messenger RNA, 877 nt
Organism: Oryzias melastigma (Indian medaka)
Lineage: Eukaryota; Metazoa; Chordata; Actinopteri; Beloniformes; Adrianichthyidae
Product: dual specificity protein phosphatase 19
Exons: 5
Coding region: 177-809 (210 amino acids)
Biological process (GO): regulation of MAP kinase activity; protein dephosphorylation
Cellular component (GO): cytoplasm
Molecular function (GO): JUN kinase phosphatase activity
Source: RefSeq, a predicted model, not a curated record
CACGUUAAUGCAGCUUCCGCCUCCGCUGACAGGACCGAAAACAAGAAAGGCUUCUUGCUGCAGCACAUUCAGGCGUUGUGCGUCACCCUUGACGAAACAAUGUCGGGAUUCAUUUGAGGACGCUGUCCUUUUAGUGCCAUCGUUGAUCCGGGUUGUGGUGUCAGGGAAGUUGAGUGAUGCAUUCACUGUCUCAGGAGAUCCAGGGUUUCUCCCUGACACGCCUGAGGAAACAGGUCACACACGUGACCACAGUGACCGGCAGGAGGCUGCUGGAGAGAAGGAACGCUGAAGGAGAUGAGCAGGUAGAACAGGUGGAGGAGCUGGAUCAGGGAGCUGGCUAUGGAUUUGUUGAAGAUAAAAGUUUGGACCUUCAAGUUGGGGUUGUCCGACCCUUCCUGCUACUGGCCUCUCAAGAUGCAGCCCACGACAUUGAGACCCUGUGCAAAUUUAAGGUGUCCCACGUGCUGAACGUGGCCUAUGGGGUCUCAAACCUGUUCCCCCAUCAGAUGGUUUACAAGACACUUCAGAUCCUGGACCUCCCAGACACAGACAUCACAUCCUACAUGGAGGAAUGCAGCACCUUUAUAGAUCAGGCCAAAGAGCAGGGCGGAGUGGUGCUGGUCCACUGUAACGCCGGCGUGUCACGCUCCUCUUCUAUUGUGAUUGGCUACCUGAUGUUAAGAGAAGGACUUUCAUUUGAUGAUGCAUUCAGCCAAGUCAAGCAGGCGAGGCCAUCGAGUUGCCCAAAUCCCGGUUUCUACCAGCAGUUACAGAACUAUGAGUGUAAACGACCACAAAACCCUUUCUGAGCUUCAUGGACCAGUGUUGCUAGAUCGUCACAGUUUUCCAGCCUAAAGGUCAUCGAAAAACUCAUUGA